UACUACACAUCCGACUGAUAUACGGAUCUAAGCUCUAUGUAUCAGCAGCCGUGCAGCGUGUCAGCCGUCCGUUCAACCACGAUAAACGCCACUACCGCUCCACCACUCUCCCCUGCUCUAUAUAUACGCGGCGCACCAGUGCAGCAAGCAACAAUAAAGGCUGCGACUAGGAGAGCGGGCUUCGACUGAGCGAGCCAGCCGAGCGCCCGAGAGAGGAAGGGAUUAAUGGGUGAGGAGGCCAGCUGCGACACCGUGAGCGUGAUGGAGGUCGCCGCCAACGCCAAGCAGGCGGCCAAGGAGAACGGCCGCGCGGCGGCGGCGGUGGCGGCGGAGGCCGUGGCGGCCCCUGUGGCCGUGGCCGACCCCCGUCUGCAUGGCAUCUUCGACGCCAUCCGCGUCGUCCCCCACUUCCCCAAGCCAGGCAUCAUGUUCAACGACAUCACGACGCUGCUGCUGCGGCCGGGGGUGUUCAAGGACGCCGCGGACAUGUUCGUGGAGCGCUACCGCGGCAUGGGCAUCGACGCCGUUGCCGGGAUUGAGGCCAGGGGUUUCAUAUUUGGCCCAGCAAUUGCAUUGGCCAUUGGCGCGAAGUUCAUACCGUUGCGUAAGCCUAGAAAACUCCCUGGUGAGGUGAUUUCCGAGACCUAUGUUCUUGAGUACGGAACUGAUUGUUUGGAGAUGCAUGUUGGAGCUAUCGAACCUGGUGAACGUGUACUGAUCGUUGAUGAUUUGGUUGCAACUGGUGGGACACUUUGUGCUGCGAUAAGGCUCCUCGAACGCGCUGGAGCUGAUGUGGUUGAGUGCGCAUGUCUCAUUGGGCUCCCAAAAUUUAAGGAUUUCUACAAGCUCAAUGGAAAGCCUGUCUAUGUACUGGUGGAGUCCCGUGAAUCUGAAACCGAGAAUUGAUCGACAGGAAUGCUGAUGGGUUCGUUCCUUACUACUGCAAGCGAACGGUGGAUGGACCUCAACAACAAUGCGGUACAUUAUUAAGGCUACCUGCUGAGUAUUGGUGAUAGGAGACUAGGGAGCAAUGAGUGUAGCCUUGUAGGCCGAGUAGUUUUUCGGAGAACUGAAGUGCUUGUGGUUCUGCCGGGAACAUGAUUUAUUAGCUGAAAUGGGAGUUCUGUCGUUCCAUUCUUGAUCGAAA
Phragmites australis (common reed) is the source of this 1147-nucleotide messenger RNA. Its product is annotated as adenine phosphoribosyltransferase 1-like. The record is from RefSeq and is a predicted model, not a curated record. NCBI's taxonomy places the organism in Eukaryota, Viridiplantae, Streptophyta, Magnoliopsida, Poales, Poaceae. Gene Ontology annotation, biological process: adenine salvage. Gene Ontology annotation, molecular function: adenine phosphoribosyltransferase activity. Bases 226 to 906 code for a protein of 226 amino acids. Gene Ontology annotation, cellular component: cytoplasm; cytosol. The transcript has 7 exons.